ACGGCGAGCGAACAGCGACCUGCUCCGUUAUCCGGUACAUCCCGUCACCUGCGCGUCGAUCUGUUUGUUUUGAUGGGUUAAUCUGAGGCGGGAAAACACGGCGAACCAUCAUCGAGACAAUCCAAACCCUUGAAAGUUGACAUGGAAUGACACAUUUCUCGGCCCCCCCCCCUCACCCACCCCACCCCCCAGAGUGGACUGUUGACACCUUGUGAUCCUUCACCUGCCGCAGCACCAGCUCGUCUCUGGCUCGGUUUGUUGUCUCUGAUGUCCACCUGUCACCUGCGGACAGCCUCACCACGGAUCGUCACAUAGACCAAGAGACCACUGAGACCACUGGGAUGGCCCGUGCAGAGACCGCCGAGAGCGUCGGGGAAACUGGGGGAGGAGGAAACGGCCCCCUUCCUCGCCACAACACCUGCCGCAUGGAGCUGCCCCACGCCUGGCCUGGCCUGCUCACCACUACCACCAUCACCUCCGGGACUGGCAUCGGUGCCAUACAAUUCCACCGUAACCACCACCACCACCUGCACCCUUUCCGACCUCUCUAUCUGUCACAUUCGCUGCCUGACGAUACCCAGACUCACCAGCGGUUACCUGCGAUGCCAUCACCAGCGCCUCCUCCUACCCCGCUCUGCAGCUGGAGGGGUGAGGGCGCAGUAACACCCAGUGCCUUGUCAGUUGAGGAGUCAGGCUCGGACAGAGAGGAGCUCCAGGAGGCCCCCCACCGGCAGUGGCCUCUGCCUGACUUGCUGCCCCAGAAUGAGCACCCAUCCAGGGGUUCGGCACACCACAGAGCCACCAGGAGAGAGGCGGUGCAUGAGCUGGAGGUCAGGAGAGUGGCCAGCCAGCUGAGGGCCAUUGGAGAUGAAUUUAACACCACAGUCCUCCGCAGAGCGGACGUUGCCCCCCACUGGCAGGACUGGAGAGACGCCUGCCGAGGACUCCUCAACUUCAUCACCCAGACUCUCAGCACUCUCUACAGGCUCACGUAGGCAGUCGCCUCUCCUGAAACCACCGGUUACCACAGGGACUUUUUUACAUUCAGGACUUGGCCACUGGCCGUGGCACUGUGGCUAAUGAGGGGAACAGUCCCAGCUGGUUUGACCCUGGAGGACUAACACGGCCUGAAAUCAGACAUUUUCUUGAACAAAGAAUUUCGGAGGAAGAGCUGGAGGUGUCUUUGCUACCUGUGGAAACUGGACCCUGCCUGUCUGUCUGUCUGUCUGUCUGUCUGUCUGCAUGACAGUCCGUCCGUCAGUCGGUCUGCUGGCACAGACUGCAGCUGACGGACUGACGGUCACUUUUCUAUCUGUAUAUUUUGUAAAAUCAAUUUGCUUUCACUGUCUUCGUCGGCGUCUCAGGGGGUCAGGCUGUUAGGUAGCAGGCGAGACUCAAGUGUGUGUGUGUCAGUGUGUGUGUACGUGUGUGCACAGCAGACCUGGGUCACACAGGUAGGCUGUGUAUACUGAGAUAUGUUUAUCCAUUGUGGUAAAUAGAGGUAUUUCAAAAUUGGGCUUUUAAUUCUACGGAGGACUCUGUUUGUAAAAGACCUGGUAUUUUCAUUUAAUGUGAGCCACCAUUUGGUCCAAAUAGAUCCAGCUCUUCCCUUUGAUAGUGUAUAAUUCUCCAGUAAUGAUCAGAGAGUUGGUUAAAACUAAUUUGGGGAAUUAUCACAGACACGAUUUGACCCUCGUCUGAUGUGCGCACGUUACUGCUGUGUCUUCAUUUUGCAUCCUCUGCCCUCGUUCUUAUAAAAACUGUGAAACUGGACACUGUAGUUUUCAUCACAGGGAAACGUGGGGUGUUAUUCUGCUGCGGAGCAAAGCGCAGAGUGAACCUCGCUCUUCAUUUCAUCCUAUGACGUGCCUUUCUGCUCACUGAGGUCUAAUCUCCAACACCAGGACAAUCAGCUACACACACACACACGUUCAAAGAAGUACACACACGGACACACACUCUUUAGGCACUUUGUUUGCAGUCACUUAACUCAAGUGUCAUUUGCAUUACAUUCAAAUGUUCCAGCUUCAGCGUGGCUUUAAGGUCAUUUCAGGACAGAAGUAGCUUAAUCCCCACCAAACGCACACACACACACACACACACACACACACACACACACACACACAUAUGCAGGGACCUGCCACUGUACAUUGCCUCACAUCAUUCAUACUGCCAGUGUUGGGAGCUGGCAGGGUUUCACUCGCCCGUGUCGACAGUGUUUGUUUAUAGUGGUUGAUCACAUGUAAAUAUUCUUUUGGAAGACGAAUCUAAGAAAUGUGAAACAUUUUGAUGGACUUAAAAAGUACUUAUCAGAGCAAGAGUUCACAGUUUUGUAUUUUGGAGCAGCCACUGGCGACAGCAGAGCAGGUUUGAAUUUAAAUCCAGUGGAUUUGAGACGGUAUUCCCUGAGUUAAAGAAAAAUAUAUGAUUUGGAUCGUUGCGUUCGAUUGUUGAAAAGUAUUUGAUGAUGUUUGUAAAAUGUCCCCUUCGGUUGUGCGAUGAUUUUCAUUGUAGUUUGGGAAAAAAUGUUAAUUGCUCUUGUUAAGAGCAUAAUUUAUUUUGGAAAGUCGCUUGUUUUUUGGUUCCUUACGUUUUUUUUGUUUUUCGUUCUUUAUGUAAUGUAUUAUUUAUUUUUUUCUAACAUUCCUGAUCAAAACUAUGAAUUAAACUGUACUUGAGUUGUAACUGUUCAAACGGAUUGAAUCAGAUGGAAGCUGUCAGUAUAUACACUGAGAGUCAAUACAUACAUACGCUUUAAUUUCAGAUGUUACCGGUUUAAGACAAAAACAAACAAACAAAAAACGGUACAAAGUUUUUUUAUCGCACACGGGAAACAAGAUGUGUUUGUGUAUAAUCAGCAUCACAGAAUGACACAAACCUAAAACUGUACCUUUAUACUCUUUAAAGCACAAAGAAGAAAUCAGGCUUCACAGACUGUUCAAACCCAUUUCACUGAAACUUCAGCCAGAAAUUUCUAAUGCGAACUAUAUACUAUAUACUUUCAUGAACUGUAACAUACUUUGGACUCAAGUGCCCACUUUGAUGGAGUAUUUGACCGAUUACACGUAAAAUGGCUCAGAAACAGGGAUCGGAGGCUUUGGAGGACGCGUUCUGUCAGUUUUUUUUUUUUUCCAUAUUCAUUAUACCGCUCUCACUUGACCUUAGCUACAAUGGUUUGUCUGUUUUUGAAACAUUUUGAAAGCCUUUGUGUUUAAAGUCAUCGUGAUACCACAGUCUGCAGAUGUUCCGCUAACAAAGAACAAAGAACAUAUUUGUAGAUCAGUUUGCUAGCUGUGUUUUUAGCCAUGUUUGCUAACAGGUUUGAUGAAGUAACUCAUCAGCUUCUCCACAGGCCCACCUGUAAGUACUGGAAUCCUUCGGCCUGCAGGGGAUGAGCAGCCCGCCGCUGUCAGCACUUCUCUCGCCUUCCUCCCACCGACGAUGCUCAGUGUCAGUCACAUGCAGUGUGUGUUUGCUCUUUUUCAGCUUUUUUCUAUUGUAAACUUU
Molecule: messenger RNA, 3507 nt
Organism: Toxotes jaculatrix (banded archerfish)
Lineage: Eukaryota; Metazoa; Chordata; Actinopteri; Toxotidae
Exons: 4
Coding region: 342-995 (217 amino acids)
Source: RefSeq, a predicted model, not a curated record